Molecule: messenger RNA, 1381 nt
Organism: Vitis riparia (riverbank grape)
Lineage: Eukaryota; Viridiplantae; Streptophyta; Magnoliopsida; Vitales; Vitaceae
Product: ankyrin repeat-containing protein BDA1-like
Exons: 4
Coding region: 1-1371 (456 amino acids)
Molecular function (GO): protein binding
Source: RefSeq, a predicted model, not a curated record
AUGAGGCGGCUGAGUUUGUUGGAUGAUGAGAAGGAAGAAGAGAGAAAGAGGGAGAAAACAAGAGAGAAGAAGCUUUAUGAAGCGGCCAUGGGUGGCUCCAUAGCUUCACUGCUUGAAUUUCUCCAUGAAGACCUUUCUUCUGCCUCUGAUACGCCUCUCCACAUUGCAGCUCUUCUGGGUCGCUCAGAUCUCGCCAAAGAACUACUGGGUCGAAGGCCCCAGCUGGCCAAAGCUCUGAAUUCCCGUGGAUCAUCGCCUCUACACGUUGCAUGCGCAAAAGGGUACGUGGAAAUAGUGAAGGAAUUGCUAUCGUUCAUCCCUGAUGUGUGCUUUAUGUUGGAUUCAGAUGGGAUUAGCCCUCUCCAUCAUACUGCAAUCAAGGGCAGAGCCAAGAUUCUGACAGAGUUGGUGCGAGUUAAACCGGAGGCGACUCGGGUGCUGACUGGCAGAGGAGAGACUGGGCUUCACUUGUGUGUGAAGUAUAAUCGUUUGGAGGCCCUGAAGGUUUUGGUAGAGUCCAUGGAUAGAGAAGACGGGAUUAUGAAUUGGAAGGAUGAUGGUGGCAACACUGUUCUGCAUCUUGCAGUGGCAAAGAGGCAAAUUGAGGACUUGAAUCAGGAUGUGCCAUUAGCUCUGCCUGUGAUAAAAUUUUUGCUCUCUAGCACUGGCAUUGAAGUCAAUACCCAAAAUGCAAAUGGAAUCACAGCACUGCAUGCUCUAUAUCAAAGUCCAAGAGAUUUAAGAGACAGAGACAUCAAAGAGUCCCUUCAAUGUGUUUCCAACCACACAGCUAUCCAAGAUGGAGAAGAUAGUUCCAAAGAGCCUGUUGUGAAGCAUGAACACAUCGACUGGUUAGACAGAAAGCGAAGCGCAUUAAUGGUUGUGACAUCGCUAAUUGCUACUGUGUCCUUUGAACUUGGAAUAACCCCACCAGGAGGUGUUUGGGAAGAUGAUUCAGACCAACACCAAGCAGGAAGGUCAGCGAUGGCUGAUAAACGUCCAGACGAAUAUGGGCAAUUCAUGAUUUUAAACACAAUAUCUUUCCUCGCAUCGUUAAGCAUAAUUUUGUUACUUAUCAGUGGAUUACCUCCAAGACGAUGGCGAUGGCUGUGGACUCUGAAGGUGAUCACUUGGAUCGCAAUCACAACACAGACUGGUACAGACUUCAUGUCUUUGAAACAAAUGGUGCCGGAUUUUGCAGAGGAUGUUUAUGAGAAGGUGACCUCAUAUUCAGUGUUGAUCUGGGUGUGUAUAACUGGGCUUGUGUUUGUUGGUAAUGUCAUUAGAAUGGUGUUACGGUUGCUGAGAAAGUAUGAAUUUCUUGAGGAGAAACCAGGACCAGCUCCAAUUUGUAUAGGGAUAUUUGAUUAAAAAAAAAAAA